UCCACCCCCCUCGCCUGUUUCCCAACCUGCCUAUCUCUAUCAGCCACAAACAUUCCUAACAUGAUGAUGGAGAUGGUGCCGGGACAAGCUGCUGCCUGCUGGACCGCGCCGUCGCCAUGCAAGACGACGCGGGCGCCACCGUUGUUCUUUCGCCGGCGAAUAAUGAUCACGGCCACGGCGACCCGCAGCAGGCGCGAGGCGGCGGCGAUGUCGGCGCCGGAGAAGGCCGACGUCCUGCGUUCCCUGGACGGGUGGGCGGAGUCGAACCUGCUGCCGCUGCUGAAGCCGGUGGAGCGGUCGUGGCAGCCGCACGACCUGCUGCCGGACUCGGCGUCGCCGGGGUUCCGCGAGGCGGUGGACGAGCUCCGGGCGCGCGCGCGCGAGCUCCCCGACGACUACUACGUGUGCCUGGUGGGCAACAUGGUGACGGAGGAGGCCCUCCCCACGUACCACGCCGCCCUCAACAGCUUCGUCGGCUACGACCGCCCCACCGCCGCCGACGCCUGGGCGCGUUGGUCCCGCGGCUGGACGGCGGAGGAGAACCGCCACGGCGACCUCCUCAACCGGUACCUCUACCUGUGCGGCCGCGUCGACGUCCGCCGCGUCGAGCAGACCAUCCACCACCUCAUCACCGCCGGGAUGCGCUUGCCCUCCGACGGCUGCCCCUACCGGGGCUUCAUCUACACGGCGUUCCAGGAGCGCGCCACCGCCAUCUCCCACGGCAACACGGCGCGCCGCGCGGGGCAGAUGGGCGACGCCGCCCUCGCCAGGAUCUGCGGCGCCAUCGCCGGCGACGAGAGGCGGCACGAGGCAGCGUACACGCGGGUGGUCGCGGAGCUGUUCCGGCUCACCCCGGACGCCGCCGUGCGCGCGCUCGGGUACAUGAUGCGGGAGCGGAUCCUGAUGCCGGCCGCGCACAUGUUCGACGGUCGGGACCCGGACCUGUUCCGGCACUACGCCGCCGUGGCGCAGGGGCUCGGCGUCUACACCACCGCCGACUACGCCGACCUCGUGGAGUUCUUCGUGGAGAGGUGGGGCGUCGCGGGGCUCGGCCACGGGCUCACCGGCGAGGGGAGGCGCGCGCAGGACUACGUCUGCCGGCUGCCGGAGAGGGUGCGCAAGAUGGACCGGCUGGACGCACGGCGGCGGCAGCAGCAGCCUCGGCGGGUGCCCUUCUCCUGGGUGUUCGACAGGCAGGUGGAGCUGCGGCUCUGACGACCUGGCCUUGCUGCUGCAAUAAAUCUCAGUACUGCGACCCAACUACUCGAUGGUCUCGUCUCCUCGUAGGGUAUGCCGAUCCGUAUGUAUCUGUUCUUGCCUAUCGCCUACGGUGUGUGUGUACGGCAAUCGAAUUGAAUGGCAUGUGUAUCUGUUCUCUGCUUUUUUUUUUUCUCAGUCGUCUGCACGUGACUGAUUACCGGUAAAAGUCUGUAUGGUUUCAGAAGCUCCACAGGGAUAGAGUCUGGUGCUCCCUGUGCUGUCGUGCAUCAGGAGAGCAUUCAAUAAAAUCAUAACCACAGACCAUGUCAGGAAAUUUAUAA
Messenger RNA from Setaria italica (foxtail millet), 1541 nucleotides. Its product is annotated as stearoyl-[acyl-carrier-protein] 9-desaturase 1, chloroplastic. The record is from RefSeq and is a predicted model, not a curated record. The coding region runs from base 61 to 1215 and encodes 384 amino acids. The transcript has a single exon. Gene Ontology annotation, cellular component: chloroplast stroma. NCBI's taxonomy places the organism in Eukaryota, Viridiplantae, Streptophyta, Magnoliopsida, Poales, Poaceae. Gene Ontology annotation, molecular function: stearoyl-[ACP] desaturase activity. Gene Ontology annotation, biological process: fatty acid metabolic process.